AUGCGAAAUGUCCGAAACAACAGUCAAGAGGAGGUAGAGAGUUUCGACCCGACACUAGUGCGCUUCGUGGAAGCCCCACUCCCAGCGGGCGUGACCGUAACUCAGAGACCCUGGCAGGAUCCAGCUGACGACCCAAGACCUGUGAUCCUUGCCACCACCAACAAAGCUUUCUUGGACUUUACUGCGAACUGGUUAGAGAGCAUCCGCCGUUUGGACACUAACCCUAAGAUCCUGAUUGUGGCAGAGGAUAAAGAGACACAGCGGUUCUUGUACGGGCGACCUGGGGUUCACGUGGCUGCCUCACAAGGCUUCAACACUCCGGCUGAGCAGCUACCCUGGGACUCGCCCAUCUACAACGCUAUGGUCAACAAGCGGCCUGCCUACAUCUACCAACUCCUACAGCAGGGACAUGACGUGUUGUUCAGCGAUGUAGACACCGUCUGGCUUCGAGAUCCCUUCCCGUAUCUUCAAGGAGACUUUCACGUGGCCGUGGAGGAAGACCAGCACAAGCCUUACGUCGCCUAUUGCGCCGGCUUCGUCUUCUUCCGAGCCGCUGAGAAGACUAGAGAAUUCGUCCGUGAGUGGCUCCGAAGGUUACACCAAUCAAAGACCAAGAUCUCAGACCAGGUUCUGAUGAACGAGAUGCUGACCAAAGAUCAGAUUCCAGGUCUCAAGAAGAUGGUCAUGCCGUCUGAGAUCUUCCCGAACGGGAAGCUAUUCUUCAUGACGCCUGGAUGGCGGCAGCAGCACCGACAGUCGGUUGCCGUAGUCCACAACAACUGGAUUCAGAGCAAGGAGAGGAAACUGCAGAGGUUUAAGGAGCACGGACUGUGGUUUACCGACACUGGCAAGAUGUGAUCAUGGCUCUUGCCCUUGAUUCUAAGAUACAUCAAACCCUCCUUACCUUAGUUGAUUCAAUCAAUUAACAUCGAGGAAGACCGAUUUCUAUGGAUUCAUUUAUCAUCAACUCUUUUCUUCAGACUUCCUUCUAGAAUGAUAUAGUCUUCUUGUAUUCCUGUAAAGUAGAAAGGUCAUCACGGUGUCGACCGCUGAUAUGCAUAAAAUACUACGAAAAGGUAACUGUUCACUUAAAAGAAAGCCUAAAUUAAGUCAUGAGCAGAUCCAGGUUUUGGAUCAACAGGGGGAGGGUUAUCUGCCAAGAGAAGGUUUGUAGGUAAUAUGCUUUGUUUUUCUGCAUGGUUUUCAUAUUUUGGGGCCCAAGAUCUUAAAUAAGAAGGGGAAUUAAGACCUCGAUUCGCCACUGCAAGUUCUGCAGUAUAAGUGACUUGAAAGAAGAUGGAGUGCUCCAUUGUCGCUAAUGGUUUCCUUUUAUACGGCGAGUAAUUUUUACCUGCAGAGGAAUGGCAUGGAGUCUUACUCUUGCAUGCGCAAUUCGUGUGAACAACUCAGAGUCAGACAUUUUUAACGCAAUACUACAACUAAGUCACUCGAUUUUAAGAGUACAUAUAGGCCUAUAUAGAGUAAAGUAUAUAAGAGUAGACGCUUAAUAUUUCAGUAUAUCAAAAAGACUUACUUUCCCCAAGCAACGGUAGAAAUUGCUUAAACCUCGUUCACUAAAAAAAAAUACAUUAAAAAAUUGCAUUUUAAAUAAAUACGCAUUAUUAAAUUAUAAUAUAAAACUCGUGUAGGCCUAAACCUGAUCUCAAACUUGGAAUAAUUUUGUAGUCCUACUUAAUGUUGAUAGAAAGGGUAUUGUCAACUCAUUUUAAACAAAGCAGUUCGCAUUAUUAGGGAAAUUAAUGAAUUUUAAGCCAGAUUGAAUUUGCAGUUUGUGUUAAUGUGGUUUUGUUAUUCUCCAAUAAGUAAACUACAACGUGUUAUUGAA
Molecule: messenger RNA, 1846 nt
Organism: Patiria miniata (bat star)
Lineage: Eukaryota; Metazoa; Echinodermata; Asteroidea; Valvatida; Asterinidae
Product: UDP-D-xylose:L-fucose alpha-1,3-D-xylosyltransferase 3-like
Exons: 1
Coding region: 1-858 (285 amino acids)
Cellular component (GO): Golgi apparatus
Molecular function (GO): glycosyltransferase activity
Source: RefSeq, a predicted model, not a curated record